Messenger RNA from Penicillium riverlandense, 1620 nucleotides. Its product is annotated as sugar porter family MFS transporter. Gene Ontology annotation, cellular component: membrane. The coding region runs from base 1 to 1620 and encodes 539 amino acids. The transcript is spliced from 4 exons. The record is from RefSeq and is a predicted model, not a curated record. NCBI's taxonomy places the organism in Eukaryota, Fungi, Ascomycota, Eurotiomycetes, Eurotiales, Aspergillaceae. Gene Ontology annotation, biological process: carbohydrate transport; transmembrane transport. Gene Ontology annotation, molecular function: carbohydrate:proton symporter activity.
AUGGAGAAUGCCCCAACUUGCCUCAAGACGGAUGAACCCACCAACAUGAAAGACCAGCUGGCCGAUGUUUUGCCUCGCAACCCUAGGCCAUGGUAUCUCACACCUCAUCUUUUACAACUGAACCUUUGUGUUGGCGUUAUCUUACUAUCUGCCACCACAAUGGGAUUCGACGCUUCCAUGAUGAAUGGUCUUCAAGGCUUGGAUAGCUGGAUGGGCUAUUUCGGUAAUCCGAGUGGCACAUGGCUUGGACUCAUGAAUGCUGUCUUGUUUUUGGGAGGUAUAAUAUUCGCGUUCCCUGCUGCGUGGAUGUCUGACACCAUUGGCCGACGCUAUACCAUCAUGAUUGGUAUAAUCAUCCUGCUAGUAGGAGCAGCAAUCCAAGGCGCGGCACAGAACAUUGCCACCUUCAUAGUCUCUCGUUUUGUAGUAGGCUUGGGAGUCGAAAUCAUCAUCGUCCCCUCACCAGUGCUCAUCACGGAAAUAGCCUACCCCACGCAUCGGGCCAAGGUAACCGGUCUUUUUCAGACAUGCUUCUAUCUCGGUUCAAUUGCUUCGAGUUGGAUCACAUUUGGCACCUUCUCUCUGGCGGGAUCGACGUGGAGCUGGCGCAUCCCCUCGAUCAUGCAAGCAUUCUUCCCGCUCGUGCAACUGUUAGGGCUUUUCUUUGUUCCUGAAUCACCCCGAUGGUUAGUCUCCAAAGGCAAGCUGGAACAAGCCCGCUCUUUUCUCGUUAAAUACCACGCCGGGGGAGAUAGCUCCCACCCACUGGUUGAGUACGAGAUGCAAUCGAUCAUGGCCCAUAUCGAGGCGGAAGUUGAGAUUAUGGGUAUGGGAUGGUCCGUUCUGUGGAAGACACGGGCUGAUAAGAAACGUCUUGCCAUUGCGGGGUUUACUGCGAUUAUAUCACAAUGGUCGGGCAAUGGUAUCGUCACAUACUAUCUGGCACUUGUGCUUGACUCUGUUGGCAUCAAGGAUAGCUUUACCAAAACCCUUAUCAACGGCAUCCUGCAGAUCUUCAACUUUUUUGCUGCCAUCGUCGGGUCUUUCUUCAUUGAUAGGCUAGGCCGCAGGACGUUGUUCUUGAUCUCCUGCUCCGGCAUGCUGGUCACAUUCACAAUCUUCACAGCGCUCUCGGGAGUCUACUUAGAGGGCAAAAACUAUGACUCGAUUGGCCGGACUGUCAUUGCCUUCGUCUUCCUUUACUUUUUCUUCUACGACAUCGGUGUCACCCCGCUUACAUUUGCCUACCCAACGGAAAUCCUUCCUUUCCACACUCGCCAAAAAGGUAUCGCCGUCACUAACAUGUGCAAUACCAUCGCGCUCACAUUCAACACUUUUGUGAACCCUAUCGCGAUUGAGGCUAUUGCUUGGAAGUAUUAUCUCGUCUACCUCGUUUUCCUGAUCUUCAUCACCACCAUCGUAUAUUUGUUCUUUGCGGAAACUAAAGGCCUCUCGCUGGAGGAAAUCUCCGAGGUCUUCGAGGGCCCUACCAUCAUCACGGGAUUGUAUCGACGACGCCACAAGACGGACGAGUUGGCCGAGAGCCACAUCAAGGGCGACAAAAGUGCAGAGGACGUCGUCAAGGAAACAGUCGAGCACUGCGAGAUCAUACCGAAAUAA